Molecule: messenger RNA, 276 nt
Organism: Fomitopsis serialis
Lineage: Eukaryota; Fungi; Basidiomycota; Agaricomycetes; Polyporales; Fomitopsidaceae
Exons: 2
Coding region: 20-256 (78 amino acids)
Source: RefSeq, a predicted model, not a curated record
UAGAAUAUAAGUCUGAGAAAUGUCAGCGACAGUCGAGCGACUGUUGCGGGACAAAUCGACAUCGGAGUGGGUGCAAGCGACCUCUGAGAGCAACUCUGGAGUCAGCGGUGCAGGUCCCAGCGUCUUCAAAUUGUGCACAGUCGUUGUAGCCUGCUUCUUUGAUGGGCGGAUACCGAGCAACGAGCCGGUCCCUAAGAGUCCACCUAACCUGUGCACCACACGGGAAUUCCGGUGGCUGCGAAGGGCCCAGCCAUGAUGACCGACGUCCGACAUCAC